AUCAAUCUAUAUCCGGUCUUCCAUUUUCUUUUGGUCAUCGCGUGGCGUAUGAUUGCGUUCUUAUUCACGCAUCUUCGUUAUUGAUCGUUACACUUUUAAAUAAUUAUUCAGACGUUUGAAAUCAUAUAAUUAAAAACGCUCGCUAGUCUAAAACUCUCCGACUCUCGCAAUGGCGGAGGAUUUGGAUGUCGAGGCGAUGCUGGAGGCACCAUACAAAAAAGGGGAGCAGGACUCCUCAUCCAAAGACAAAUCUUCCAAGGAGAAUGGGUCUAGCCGUAAAACAUCUGGGAAGAGUAAACACCGUUCUCGUUCCCGUUCUCGAUCGCGAGACCGUAGGGAAAAAGAUCGUCGCGAUCGUGAUAGAGAUAGAGACAGAGAUCGUGACAGAGACAGAGAUCGUGAUCGUGAUCGUGAUCGUAGACGCAGAUCAAGAUCAAGAGAUCGACGAGACCGUGAUAGAGAAAGAGAUGGCGACAGAGACAGGGAUCGGCGAGACAGAGACCGGGAUCGAGACAGAAGAAGAAAACGAUCACUUACACCGAUCACACUUCCUAGAGCGAGACCGCCAUUUGGAAAAGGUGUUAGUCCCCUUGGAAUUAGAAACGACGAAUUAACGCCAGAAGAACGAGACGCACGAACAGUGUUUUGUAUGCAGUUAAGUCAACGUAUACGUGCACGAGAUUUAGAAGAAUUUUUCUCCAGCGUUGGCAAAGUUCAAGAUGUUCGACUCAUUACCUGCAACAAGACAAGAAGAUUUAAAGGGAUAGCGUAUGUUGAAUUCAAGGAUCCCGAAAGCGUUACUCUGGCUCUUGGUUUAUCGGGCCAAAAGCUUCUUGGCGUUCCUAUAGUUGUACAACACACUCAAGCCGAAAAAAAUCGUAUGGGUAAUUCUAUGCCGAACUUGAUGCCAAAGGGUCAGACAGGUCCUAUGAGAUUAUAUGUUGGAUCUCUUCACUUUAACAUUACCGAAGAUAUGCUUCGUGGAAUUUUCGAACCGUUCGGAAAAAUUGAUAAUAUUCAGUUAAUUAUGGAUCCAGAAACUGGUCGAAGCAAAGGCUACGGAUUCUUAACCUUUAGGAAUGCUGACGAUGCGAAAAAAGCUUUGGAACAAUUAAAUGGUUUUGAACUUGCUGGCAGACCUAUGAAAGUUGGUAAUGUCACAGAACGUACAGAUUUAAUACAAGGACCUUCGCUUCUUGAUACUGAUGAACUAGACAGGAGUGGUAUUGACUUAGGUGCUACUGGAAGGUUACAAUUAAUGUUCAAAUUAGCAGAAGGAACUGGACUUGAAAUUCCUCCCGCAGCUGCAAAUGCUUUAAACAUGGCACCUGUUAUGUCUACGCCACAACCACCACCACAAGCUGCUCCCCCUAUUGCAACGCAAUGUUUUAUGCUAUCAAAUAUGUUUGAUCCGCAAAAUGAGACAAAUCCAAAUUGGGCGAAAGAAAUUCGCGACGAUGUUAUCGAAGAAUGCAACAAACAUGGUGGUGUAUUGCAUGUAUAUGUAGACCAGGCUUCUCCUCAAGGUAAUGUUUACGUCAAAUGUCCAUCAAUUGCAACAGCGGUUGCGGCUGUGAAUUCUUUACAUGGCCGUUGGUUUGCGGGUCGCGUGAUUACUGCAGCAUAUGUACCAGUUGUAAAUUACCAUUCAUUAUUUCCGGAUGCGAUGACCGCCUUACAAUUGUUGGUCCCAAGCGCACCCAGAAGAGGAAUGUGAUCUUAAAUACCGAAAAACAACGUAUAAACUUGUAAAUUCUUAUAGUAUUACAUUUUUUCUUGUCGAUAUUAAGAUAGAAAAAGGGAAACUUUGUUACUGUAAUGAUAUCGUUAAAAUGUCAAUAUAAUUGAGCGCAUGAGGGUAAUCUUACGCUACGCGUUGCUACUUACGCGUUCAGACGUGGAAGUGUUCUUGUUCCGUUUUGUCUAAAACGUGAUAAAAUACUUUACAAUGCGUAUUCAAUGUAAAGUUUCAGUUUGUACCUACUCACGCGUCAAUAAUCUUGACCAAUUAAUGGAAGAAAUUAUCCUUGAUAAUUCACCUUUUAAAUGUUACAUUUAGUACGUGAUGAAAGAGUUCGUCCUUAAAAGUAGUUAUUUAUUAACGCAAUACAUAGAAUGAUUCAAAAUUGUAACUCAUGUAUUUACGUAUUAUUAACACUUACAAACAAAUUUAUUGUUACCUGUAUUACACAGCGACGAGAAAGUGACUACUUGAUACUUGGCUAUUAGUAUCCGCGAUUUUACAAAAACGAACAAAUUUUGGCGUUUAAUCAAUUGUAAUGAAAGUAAACAGCAACAAAAUGGAAAAUUUCAACGUAUAUACAUAUAAAGCAUAUAAUACCGAAACA
Messenger RNA from Megalopta genalis, 2348 nucleotides. RefSeq names its product RNA-binding protein 39-like protein Caper (gene Caper). Lineage: Eukaryota; Metazoa; Arthropoda; Insecta; Hymenoptera; Halictidae. Gene Ontology annotation, biological process: mRNA processing. Gene Ontology annotation, cellular component: nucleus. The record is from RefSeq and is a predicted model, not a curated record. Gene Ontology annotation, molecular function: RNA binding.